This is a messenger RNA of Acromyrmex echinatior (Panamanian leafcutter ant), 2222 nucleotides long. It is a transcript of the gene fz, whose product is annotated as frizzled class receptor. Lineage: Eukaryota; Metazoa; Arthropoda; Insecta; Hymenoptera; Formicidae. Gene Ontology annotation, cellular component: plasma membrane. The record is from RefSeq and is a predicted model, not a curated record. Gene Ontology annotation, molecular function: Wnt-protein binding; Wnt receptor activity. Gene Ontology annotation, biological process: canonical Wnt signaling pathway; non-canonical Wnt signaling pathway.
GCAAAGAGGAGGGUAGAGAUGUUGCGGAUGAUGAUGAUCAGUGCGUUUCUGUCUGGCGUGGUGACUGUCACCGCUGCCUUGCACUCCUCUACCGCCUUGAACGGCGGGAUUGGCGAUCCUCUUGCUCAUCACGGCCGCUGUGAGCCUAUUACCAUCAAUCUCUGCAUGAACAUCCCAUACAACGAGACGAUCAUGCCGAAUUUAAUGAAUCAUCAGAAGCAAGAGGACGCCGGCCAAGAAGUGCACCAGUAUAUGCCGCUCGUCAAGAUGAAAUGCAGCCCGGAUCUGCGUUUCUUUCUGUGCACUGUCUACGCGCCCGUUUGUACCAUAAUCGAGAAGGCGAUACCGCCGUGCCGGUCGCUCUGUGAGAGCGCGCGCUCCGGCUGCGAGGAGUUGAUGAACAGCUUCGGUUUCAUGUGGCCGGAGGCUCUAGAAUGCUCCAAGAUGCCGGAGAAUGACGGCACGGAGCUCUGUGUAGGCACCAACGAGACCACCACACGUCAGGAACCUGUGCCUAUCUCUCCUCCCGCUCGUAUGCCGAUGGCGGAGUUCCAACCAACCUGGAAUGAAGGAUUAAAACCUCACGGUGGCAAAGGCGUUGGCAAGGGUAAUGGCAACAAUUUCAUGAUGGGUGCCAGGGAUUUUGGCUUCGUCUGUCCAAUGCAGUUCAAGAUUCCUCAUGGAUUAGGAUAUUCAUUAAAAGUGGGAGACAAGGUGGAACCCGAUUGCGGAGCACCCUGCGAUGGGAUGUUCUUUACCGAGAGGCAAAGAAGAUUCUCCAGGAUAUGGGUUGGCACUUGGGCCUCUAUUUGUGCCGCUUCGUGCUUCUUCACGUUCCUGACAUUCCUCAUUGAUACUGAUAGAUUUAGGUAUCCUGAGAGGCCUAUCAUUUUCUUGUCCGUAUGUUACCUGAUGGUGGCACUAGUUUAUGUGAUUGGCUGGGCAGCAGGGAAUUCUAUAUCCUGUAGGGAGCCAUUCCCAUCGCCUCCAAGUAUCCGGUUACAGAUGGCUUCUACAAUCACUCAGGGUACUAAACAUGAACUGUGCACUGUGCUCUUCAUGAUUCUCUAUUUCUUCGGCAUGGCGUCGAGCAUUUGGUGGGUCAUCCUCACCCUUACAUGGUUCUUAGCGGCUGGAUUAAAAUGGGGGCAUGAAGCGAUUGAAACCAAUUCGCAAUACUUCCAUUUAGCUGCCUGGGCUGCACCGGCCGUGAAGACUGUUACUAUUCUGGCAAUGGGAAAAGUGGAAGGUGAUAUAUUGUCCGGAGUUUGCUAUGUUGGUCUUUGGAACGUGGAGGCUCUUCGGGGUUUUGUGCUGGCACCGCUAUGCGUUUAUCUUUUAUUGGGCACUGGGUUCCUGCUGGCAGGUUUCGUCUCGCUCUUUCGCAUUCGCACGGUGAUGAAGCACGACGGCACAAAGACUGAUAAACUCGAAAAACUCAUGAUUCGCAUCGGCAUCUUUUCUGUGCUCUACAUUGUACCUGCUCUAGUCGUAAUCGCCUGCCUUUUCUACGAACAAGCGUAUUUCGAUCAAUGGAUGCUUACGUGGAACUUGGAGAUGUGCUCGCGACCGGGCCUGCAAGUACUCUACUCGUUGCCGUGUCCUCAGGGCGAGCGCAUUCGCGAUCUUGGUCGUAAACCCGAUUUCGAGAUUUUCAUGAUCAAAUACCUCAUGGCGAUGAUUGUGGGCAUUACUAGUAGCUUCUGGGUAUGGUCUAAGAAGACGCUUACCAGUUGGCAGCAGUUCUUCCAUCACAUACGAGGUCAUCGCACUGAAGCCUACGUCUAAAUCCGCAGCUGCAUUUGUUCACGAAGAUCUACGUACUUUUUUAUUUUUUAUUUUUUUUUAUUGAACGAUCAGGUAAAUUAUAUAUGACGAGUUGAAUCUUUUCAAAAGAUAUUUACACGAGAACAAACCAAUGUCUUUUUCUCAAUAUUUUACUUUGCUUCUUGAACUUUAUAGCUCUUUGUAACUUAAUGUGCAGUUAAGAAAGUAAGAGAAUUUUUCGAUAAUGUAUGUGGAGGUAAAACACGUACGAUAUCGUGACUUUUAUAAUGAUGUUAAAAUGUAAGUUCAGCUAGUAAGAUAGCCGCAUGAUCGCUGAUAGGAAUUCCCGAAUUUCUGAGUGUUACGUCUCAAUUUACAAUGCUAAGCAUAAUUAAAACGUAUUAUUUUUUUAUUAACAUUGGAAAAUCGUCAUUAGCUUUAAACAAAAAUGUUAA